Serpula lacrymans var. lacrymans S7.9 is the source of this 510-nucleotide messenger RNA. RefSeq lists its product as uncharacterized. Gene Ontology annotation, molecular function: fatty acyl-CoA hydrolase activity. The record is from RefSeq and is a predicted model, not a curated record. Gene Ontology annotation, cellular component: mitochondrion. The transcript is spliced from 4 exons. Bases 1 to 510 code for a protein of 169 amino acids. Lineage: Eukaryota; Fungi; Basidiomycota; Agaricomycetes; Boletales; Serpulaceae.
AUGGCUAGGAGUUUGGACGAACAAGAGUCAAAACAUAGAAAGCGUGCUGAUUAUGGGUACUUUCUGUCCUACAGAACUCGCUGGAGCGAUAAUGACCAAUAUUCACACAUCAACAAUUCAGUUUAUUAUCAUUUGUUCGAUUCAAUCGUGAAUGCAUAUUUGAUUCAGCACUGUGGCCUUUCUCCUUCACAAUCUACACAGAUUGGACUGGUCGUUUCAUCACAUUGUCAGUUUUUUGCUCCUCUUUCGUUCCCGCAGGUCCUUAACUUGGGCUUGAGAGUUAAAAGUCUUGGAAAGAGCUCGGUAACAUAUGAAGUAGGAGUGUUCGAGGAAGGAAAAGAUUCUCCAGCUGCCGUCGGAGGAUAUACGCAUGUUUUCGUCAAGAGCAACUCGAGGAAAAGCACACCUAUCGGCACAGAUAUGCGGGAAGGCCUUAUCAAAAUGUCCUGGAUGGGGAAAACCUUACUCAAUUCUUUGAUGACUGUCAGACGUACGGACGAAGGAUUUUGA